AUGAAGAAGGAGAAAUAUGUGGAGAGCGGCACCAAUGGAGUCUAUCAUAUUGAAGAUGAAAGCUGGCAGGGGAAGAGUGAAGCAGGCCGGCCCGAGGUCGACAGCAGUGGAAAACCUUCUGGAGGCCAGAAUUACCAGCAGAGCCUGCAGCUGUUCAAACCUUUCCGCUGCUCGUCCUCUCAGUCUCACCCUCUGGACAGAGCGGGAUUUCUGUCCUUCAUGACCUUCGCAUGGAUGAUUCCCAUGAUGUGGGCCAUAUUCAGGAACAGGCUGGACCUGUCCUCUCUCAGUCUGUCUCCUCUGGACACCUCAGACACCAGCGGAGAAAGGCUCCAGAGGCUGUGGGAAGAGGAGGUGUCGAAGAAGGGUCUGGAGAAGGCUUCUCUGAAGCGGGUCAUCAUCCACUUCCAAAGAACCAGGCUCAUGAUGGCCAUCCUGGCCUGUCUCCUGGCCAUGGCGGCCAUGUUCCUGGGCUCGUCAGUUUUGGUCAAUGAGCUCCUGCAGUACAUCGAGCUCCCGGAACUGUCCUCGCGGUCUCUGGGUCUGGGCUUGGCUCUGGGUCUGUACGCCUCAGAGAUGUCUGAAGCCUCCAUGAUCUCCCUGAUGUGGGCGUUGAACCUGCGCACAGCGGUCCGAUUGAAGGGGGCUUUCUGUGCCAUGGGCUACCAGAAGAUCAUCUCCCUGCGAGGCCACGGCAGCAUCUCAGUGGGAGAGAUGAUCAACGUUCUGACCAACGAUGGCCACAAGAUAUUCGAGGCAGUGGUGUUUGGCAGCUUCAUAGUCACCACCCCAGCUCUCUUUGUGGCCUGUGUCUUUUACUCCUGCUAUGUCCUGGGCUUCACCGCACUGAUGGGACUCGGCGUCUACAUCCUGUUUCUGCCCACUCAGGGCCUCUUGGCCAAACUCAUCAACAAAUUCAGGGGAAAAGUCAUGGUGCAGACCGACUCCCGAGUUCGGACCAUGAACGAGAUUCUAAACAGCAUCAAGCUGAUCAAGAUGUACGCCUGGGAAGAUUCCUUUGAGACCAAGGUCGCAGGCUUAAGAAAAAUAGAGAAGAAGCUGCUGAUGAAUGCGGGCUAUGUCCAGAACAUGAACAUGAGUUUUGCUGGCAUCAGUCCCACUGUGGCCACCGUGGUCACUUUCCUGCUCCACACUCUGCUGGGUCUGGAUCUGAAUGUGUCCGAUGCUUUCACCACCAUUUCCAUCUUCAGCUCCAUGAGUUUCUGCCUGGGUAUGCUGCCGAUGGCUGUCAAGGCCAUGGCCGAUGCCUCUGUGUCUGUCAUGCGACUGAAGAAAGUAAUGCUGAUGCAAAAUCCAGAGCCCUACCUGAUUCCAAGGAGAGACAGCAGUGUGGCUUUGGCGAUGGACAACGCCACACUUUCCUGGACAAGAAAUGACCAGAAACUCUCCGCCAGUGAAGAGGAAGACCUCCAAACAAAGACAUCAAAGAACGUGUCAGAGGGAAAUUCAUCCACCUUGAGGAACAUCUCCUUCACUCUUCCCAAGGGCAACCUGCUGGGCGUGUGUGGGAACGUGGGCAGUGGUAAAACCUCACUGAUCUCCAGCAUCCUAGAGCAGCUGCACCUCAUUGGGGGCUCCAUCACUGCUGACGGGACGUUUGCCUACGUUUCUCAACAAGCCUGGAUUUUCCAUGGAACCGUUCGAGAAAAUAUCCUGAUGGGCCAGGAGUUCGACCAGAGAAGGUACGACAGAGUCAUUCAAGUCUGCAGCCUUACAGCGGACCUGAGCAUCCUGCCACAUGGGGAUCAGACCGAGAUUGGAGAGAGGGGCCUGAAUCUGUCCGGGGGCCAGAAGCAGAGGGUCAGCCUGGCCAGAGCUGUGUACUCCAACAAGGACAUCUUUCUUCUGGACGAUCCUCUGUCUGCUGUGGACGCCCACGUCGGAAAACACAUCUUUGAAGAGUGUAUCAAGAAAGAGCUUCAGGGAAAAUCCAUCAUUCUGGUUACACACCAGCUCCAGUAUUUGGAGUUCUGUGACAACGUCCUGGUUCUGGAGGACGGGCAGAUCCUGGAGGCCGGAAAGCACCAGAACCUGAUGAACCUCAAUGGGCGCUAUGCUCAGCUCAUCAGGAACUACCAGAUGGAGUCUGAGACUGAGGUUGAAGAGAAGCUUUCACCACAAGACAUCCAGGCCAACGAGGAGCUGCGACACCGUGCAGACAGUGGAAAAGUCAACCUUGGAUUUGACAUGACAGAUGAAGAGGAUGAUGGAACCACAGCUGACAGACAAUCUACAGAUCAGUCCAAGGAUCAGCUGGUCAGAGAAGAGGUAUCUACAGAACAUUCAGUUCCACUGAAGGUCUACCACCGCUACAUCCAGGCUGCUGGAGGCUACUUCAUAACAUUCCUGGUCAUCCUGAACAUUGUCCUGUUGAUUGGAUCCACAAUGUUCAGCAGCUGGUGGCUCAGCUUCUGGCUGGAAGCGGGCAAUGGGAAUACACUCACUAACUCCACAGACAAGGGAAGCAUCUCAGAUAACCCGGACCUGCACUUCUACCAGAUAGUGUACGGAUCAGUGGUGUUAGGCACAAUGGCUCUAAGUGUCGUCAAAUGCUUCCUCUUCACUUCUGUCACCUUGAGAGCGUCCUGCAAACUCCACAACACCGUGUUCAAGAAGAUUAUGGCCUGUCCCAUGAGCUUCUUCGACACAACACCGACAGGACGCAUUCUGAACCGAUUCUCCAAAGACCAGGAGGAGGUGGACACCGUGCUGCCCAUGAACAUGGACCCGUUCCUGCAGUACACCUGUCUGAUCACCUUCGUCAUCGUCACCAUCUCAGCCGUCUUCCCUCUCAUGCUCAUAGCUGUGCUUGUGAUGGCCAUUUUGGUUGUCCUGAUGCUCUUUGUCUUCCAGAGGAGCAUCCGAAUGAUGAAGAAGAUGGAGAACGUCAGUCGAUCUCCUUGCAUCUCUCUGACCAUCUCAACCGUGCAGGGUCUGAGCACCAUCCACGCCUACAACAUCAGAGAGAGCCACAUUAAACAGUUCAGAUUACUGAAUGAUAUCAACUCCAAUCACUUCUUGCUGUUUCAAUGUGGCACCCGAUGGCUUUCCUUCUGGCUGGACUUCAUUGUUGCCACCAUGACCGGCUGUGUGGCCCUCGCUGUGGUGCUCACCUCAAAUGAAGUCAUUAAUGCGUCUUUGAAAGGCCUGGUGCUGUCGUACACCAUUCAGCUGACGGGAAUCCUGCAGUUUGUGGUGAGACUGGCCACAGAGGUGGAGGCUCGAUUCAACUCGGUGGAGCGGCUGCAGGAGUACGUCACGGAUUGUAAAUCAGAGGCUCCGAGGUUCAUCAAGGAGUCCCACCCUCCAGACGAGUGGCCUCAGAGCGGAGCCAUCACCUUCAAGGGCUACAAGAUGAGGUACAGAGAGAACACCCCCAUCGUUCUCAACGGGCUGAACUUCCACAUCCGAGCCGGAGAGAAGCUGGGCAUUGUGGGAAGGACAGGCUCUGGUAAAUCCUCUUUAGGUGUGGCGCUGUUCAGACUGGUGGAGCCGGCUGAAGGGACCAUCGAGAUAGACGGCGUGGACAUCAAUGCUCUCGGUCUCCAUGACCUCCGUAGCAAAGUGUCCAUCAUCCCUCAGGACCCCGUACUUUUUAUUGGUACAGUCAGGUACAACCUGGACCCCUUUGAUAAGUACACCGACGAGGAGGUCUGGUCUGCGCUGGAGAAGACAUACAUGAAGUCCUCGAUUCUCAAACUGGAGGAGAAGCUCCAGGCGCCAGUGAUGGAGAACGGAGAGAACUUCUCUGUGGGCGAGAGACAGCUGAUCUGUAUGGCCCGAGCUUUGCUGCGCAACUCCAAGAUCAUCCUUCUGGACGAAGCCACGGCGUCCAUCGACGCAGAGACAGACUCUCUGAUCCAGAACACCAUCAAGGAGGCCUUUCACGACUGCACCAUGCUGACCAUCGCACACCGCAUCAACACCGUGACGAACAGCGAUCGCAUCCUGGUCAUGGACAACGGACAGGUGGGAGAGCUGGACCCUCCGGAGGUGCUGAAACAGAGACCGGACUCGCUGUUCUCCUCUCUGCUGACUGCUGCCAACACCGUGAGGACGGGCGCCUCGGCAGAGCCCUGAUCCUCCAGCCUCACCGCCACAGGAUGGCUCCUCGACCACAACACUCAUUUUCAAUCCCACUUUCACCACCAGAGCGUCUGUUUGUGUCGUGUUGAAACGGAAGCGCAACAAAUUCAAUGGACCUUUUCACAUUUUGGUUUUGUGCUGAUAUUUAUUCUCCACUGAACUGUGAAAAAAAAGCUAAUUUUGAACUUAUUUAUUGUCUUUAU
This is a messenger RNA of Salarias fasciatus (jewelled blenny), 4310 nucleotides long. Its product is annotated as multidrug resistance-associated protein 9-like. Gene Ontology annotation, molecular function: ATP binding; ATP hydrolysis activity; ABC-type transporter activity. Gene Ontology annotation, biological process: transmembrane transport. Bases 1 to 4101 code for a protein of 1366 amino acids. NCBI's taxonomy places the organism in Eukaryota, Metazoa, Chordata, Actinopteri, Blenniiformes, Blenniidae. Gene Ontology annotation, cellular component: membrane. The record is from RefSeq and is a predicted model, not a curated record. The transcript has 31 exons.